GUCACACAAACACAAGCGCACAGCAAGUUUGUUUGGUAAACAAAUACAAAGAUAACAUGCAGUGAAUCAACCAGUUCUAGAAGCAAUCGUUUCUGUUUCUUAAAUAAAUGCGUAAAAUGCAUAGAAGUUCAUUUAAUUUAUUUAUGACGUCAUAAGUGCAAAGUCCAAACGCAGCCAGCCAAGCAAGCGAACUUUGCUGGGAUCCGUGGCAUACGCCAAGCCCUCAGUUGCUUUCCGGCAUUUGGACGCUGCGGUUGACGGCAUUUUGAGCGGAGUCACAACUUAAAUUUUGGGUACAAAGACUUUAGAAGCAUGGAUCGCGAAAGCCUUUUUGUUGCAACUAAGGAUGAUGGCGACACCUACGCCUUUGAUGAGACGUUGCCAGCGCUGCCGCUGCCCGAGCUGAGCGACACCAUGCAGCGUUAUUAUGCCAGUCUAGUGCCCUUUGGAACCGCCGAGGAAUUGGCUCAAUCCCGCAGCAUUAUCGAGCAGUUCCAGAACGGCGUUGGAGCUGAAUUGCAUGCCAAACUCAAGGAGCGUGCUUCGAAAAUGAAAAACUGGCUGGGCACUUGGUGGGAGGAUUAUGGUUACCAUUUGCUGCGCCUGCCACUUUUGCCCUAUCAGAUCAUGGCUAUGCCUUGCCAGAUGAAUUUAGUGGACAUUCCCGAGACGAGCGAUUAUAUGCUGAAGACCCUUGCCCGUCAAAUCCAUCAUACGCUCGAGUUCUGGGAUCUGACGCGCAAAGGCACAAUGAAGCCUCUUUCGUCCAAUGGCGGCAAGAUUAAAUACUCCUCGGCCUUGUACAAACAUUUCUUUUCGACCACGCGAGUCCCUGGCCUCGAACAGGAUCACAUCGAGAAGCAUUUCCUGUCCAAGAACGAGGGCAAUGGACCCAACCACAUUCUCAUUGGCGCCAAGGGGCGACAGUUUAGCUUUAGUUGUGUGCACGAAGAUGACAGCAUUCUGACAGCACCCGAGAUUCUGGUGAACUUGCAGCGCUUACGCAGCAUUCUUGACUAUGAACCAGAGGGCGAUGGCGUCGCAGCUCUAACACACGAUGAUCGCACCAACUGGGCUAAGAAUCGUAAUCAUCUGCGCGAGAUUUCCGAGGAGAACAAGCGCACAUUGCUCUCGGUGGAAAACUCAGUCAUGGUUCUCUGCUGGGACGAACACUGUCCGAAUGAUGCAGAGCAAGCCUCACAGCUGUCCAUCUAUGGUGACUAUCAUUCCCGCUGGGCGGAUCGCAGCAGUUGCCUGGUGGCCUUCAAGAACGGUCACUUUGUGUACACCGGAGAGCAUAGUUGCUACGAUGGCACAAUCAGCGCUAGCUUUGCCACUUUUAUGCAACUCAGUUUCUUCGAAGUACCAGAACCCGAUUGGAGCGAGGCGCACAACACGAAGAUUAUACCCAUUGAGGAGCUCAAGUUUCAGCUGGACGACACACUCAAGUCUGAGAUUCAACGUGUGCUUAAAGAGGUCGAAGAACGAGGUAUCGAUGUCACGGCAACAUUUACAGUGUUUGAUGACUACGGCAAGGAGUUUAUGAAGAGCAUGAAACUGCAUCCAGAUUCGUUUGUGCAGGUCAUCCUGCAAUGGACAUACUACAAGAUGCAUAAGGAAAUUGCUCCCACCUAUGAGACGGCACUGAUGCGUCACUUUUACAAUGGACGCACUGAAACGUUGCGUUCCUGCACCAGCGCUGUUCACGAUUUUCUUAAGGCCUCGUCAAACACAUCCACAACUGAUGCACAACUGAUUAAAGCCUUCCGCGCUGCUGUCAACGAGCACAGACACAUGAUGGACGAGGCGCGCAAGGGAAAUGGCAUCGAUAGACAUCUCUUUGGUCUGUGGUGUGUUGCCUACGAAAACAAAUUAGACAUUCCGGCGCUCUACGAUGAUCCUUUGUAUGCCAAGAGUGGCGGCGGUGGCAACUUUGUGUUGUCCACCAGUACGCUGGGUUUCACACCCAAUGUGGGCUUUGUGGCCCCAAUGACCUUUGAUGGCUAUGGCGUCUUCUAUGCGAUUACAUCGGAUGCCAUUUACAUCAACUCGACGGCGUAUCGUGACAGCAUCAAGACGAGUGCUCGAAAGUAUAACAUCAUCUUCAAAGAGUCGUUCCGACGCAUGCGAAAACUGCUGGAACAGCUGAAGACUGAUUCAAAUUUGUAAAUUACAAGCAAACAUUUUGCAGAAACCAACAACAACUCUAGUCAUGAAACAGUAUGCAUUCCAAAGAAAAUCAGAAAAAACUUGGGAAUCGCCACAUUUUAAUCAACUGAUUACUGAUUCAGUUUCUGACUGGACAACGCUGCAUUUCCUUUUUACGUAUUUCAUUAUAAUUAUAAGUUACAAAGUGCUUCUUUGUGUGUAUGUAGCCGAUUAAAAGAUCAAAGAUCAUUAAAUUCCAUAAA
Messenger RNA from Drosophila albomicans, 2411 nucleotides. RefSeq names its product peroxisomal carnitine O-octanoyltransferase. Bases 313 to 2169 code for a protein of 618 amino acids. The record is from RefSeq and is a predicted model, not a curated record. Gene Ontology annotation, cellular component: peroxisome. Gene Ontology annotation, molecular function: carnitine O-octanoyltransferase activity. The transcript is spliced from 7 exons. NCBI's taxonomy places the organism in Eukaryota, Metazoa, Arthropoda, Insecta, Diptera, Drosophilidae.